AUGUCGGUUGGGUACCAUCUGACCGCGUAUGGCGGAAGAAACGAUAGCCUAUUCAGGGGGGCAAUCAUGCAAUCCGGAGGAUCGAUCGCGGCCGGUCCGUCCAACUACACGGGGUACCAGGAUCUGUACGAUGACUUGGUGUCAAAAGUCAACUGCUCGGGCGUGGCGGACACGCUACAAUGUCUGCGUGAGGUUCCCUAUGAGGAACUGAACUCGGCGCUCAAUGGCACGGACGGCACUCCGGCGUACCCAUUCUCGCCAGUGGUGGAUGGCGAUCUACUAAGGACCUGGGGCAGCGUGCAUCUGCAACAGCAUGAAUUCGUGCGCGUGCCCAUCAUCGCUGGCACCAAUACCGACGAAGGGACUUCGUUCGGGCCUACGGGCAUCAACACGACUGCAGAAUUCUACUCGUAUCUCACAGGUAAGCAAGCAUGCAUGCAGUUUAAAUGA
Molecule: messenger RNA, 450 nt
Organism: Aspergillus melleus
Lineage: Eukaryota; Fungi; Ascomycota; Eurotiomycetes; Eurotiales; Aspergillaceae
Exons: 1
Coding region: 1-450 (149 amino acids)
Source: RefSeq, a predicted model, not a curated record